Messenger RNA from Chanos chanos (milkfish), 4569 nucleotides. RefSeq lists its product as uncharacterized. The transcript is spliced from 20 exons. Lineage: Eukaryota; Metazoa; Chordata; Actinopteri; Gonorynchiformes; Chanidae. The record is from RefSeq and is a predicted model, not a curated record. The coding region runs from base 1 to 4569 and encodes 1522 amino acids.
AUGAAAAUCGUGAAGGACCAGGAGUACCAGUUCAACAGCAACAGAAGGUCAGACAAGCACUUUGGCAGUCACAACGACAGGAGAGGCUACAACAGUGCAGCCAACAACCACAAGAGUAUCUUCAACAACAACACCAAAUGCAGUGCCAACUGCUACACCUACAGAGAAGAUAUCCACAACAAAUGCCCAUACGUCAACAAGCAAUGCCCCAUCUACAACAUUCAAGCCAUCAACAACAGAAAGCAAGACAAGCACUACAUCUUCAAUGACAUCGGUGCAAGAGACCACAACUGUGCAAACAACAAGCUCUACACAAUCUCCAACACCACCACAAAAUCCAACAACAACUGCCUCCGACACUUCCACAAGCACUGCAGAGCGACCAAGCGCCACAACACGCGCUCCGUCUACCACUCUCAGUUCAACAGCAACAAAAGCACCUACAGAGAAGAUAUCCACAACAAAUGCCCAUACGUCAACAAGCAAUGCCCCAUCUACAACAUUCAAGCCAUCAACAACAGAAAGCAAGACAAGCACUACAUCUUCAAUGACAUCGGUGCAAGAGACCACAACUGUGCAAACAACAAGCUCAACACAAUCUCCAACACCACCACAAAAUCCAACAACAACUGCCUCCGACACUUCCACAAGCACUGCAGAGCGACCAAGCGCCACAACACGUGCUCCGUCUACCACUCUCAGUUCAACAGCAACAGAAGCACCUACAGAGAAGAUAUCCACAACAAAUGCCCAUACGUCAACAAGCAAUGCCCCAUCUACAACAUUCAAGCCAUCAACAACAGAAAGCAAGACAAGCACUACAUCUUCAAUGACAUCGGUGCAAGAGACCACAACUGUGCAAACAACAAGCUCUACACAAUCUCCAACACCACCACAAAAUCCAACAACAACUGCCUCCGACACUUCCACAAGCACUGCAGAGCGACCAAGCGCCACAACACGCGCUCCGUCUACCACUCUCAGUUCAACACCAUCAACAACAGAAAGCAAGACAAGCACUACAUCUUCAAUGACAUCGGUGCAAGAGACCACAACUGUGCAAACAACAAGCUCUACACAAUCUCCAACACCACCACAAAAUCAAAUAACAACUGCCUCCGACACUUCCACAAGCACUGCAGAACGACCAAGCGCCACAACACGCGCUCCGUCUACCACUCUCAGUUCAACAGCAACAGAAGGUCAGACAAGCACUUUGGCAGUCACAACGACAGGAGAGGCUACAACAGUGCAGCCAACAACCACAAGAGUAUCUCCAACAACAACACCAAAAGCAGUGCCAACUCCAUCAACAACAGAAAGCAAGACAAGCACUACAUCUUCAAUGACAUCGGUGCAAGAGACCACAACUGUGCAAACAACAAGCUCUACACAAUCUCCAACACCACCACAAAAUCAAAUAACAACUGCCUCCGACACUUCCACAAGCACUGCAGAGCGACCAAGCGCCACAACACGCGCUCCGUCAACCACUCUCAGUUCAACAGCAACAGAAGCACCUACAGAGAAGAUAUCCACAACAAAUGCCCAUACGUCAACAAGCAAUGCCCCAUCUACAACAUUCAAGCCAUCAACAACAGAAAGCAAGACAAGCACUACAUCUUCAAUGACAUCGGUGCAAGAGACCACAACUGUGCAAACAACAAGCUCUACACAAUCUCCAACACCACCACAAAAUCCAACAACAACUGCCUCCGACACUUCCACAAGCACUGCAGAGCUACCAAGCGCCACAACACGCGCUCCGUCUACCACUCUCAGUUCAACAGCAACCGAAGCACCUACAGAGAAGAUAUCCACAACAAAUGCCCAUACGUCAACAAGCAAUGCCCCAUCCACAACAUUCAAGCCAUCAACAACAGAAAGCAAGACAAGCACUACAUCUUCAAUGACAUCGGUGCAAGAGACCACAACUGUGCAAACAACAAGCUCAACACAAUCUCCAACACCACCGCAAAAUCCAACAACAACUGCCUCCGACACUUCCACAAACACUGCAGAGCGACCAAGCGCCACAACACGCGCUCCGUCUACCACUCUCAGUUCAACAGCAACAGAAGGUCAGACAAGCACUUUGGCAGUCACAACGACAGGAGAGGCUACAACAGUGCAGCCAACAACCACAAGAGUAACUCCAUCAACAACACCAAAUGCAGUGCCAACUCCAUCAACAACAGAAAGCAAGACAAGCACUACAUCUUCAAUGACAUCGGUGCAAGAGACCACAACUGUGCAAACAACAAGCUCAACACAAUCUCCAACACCACCACAAAAUCCAACAACAACUGCCUCCGACACUUCCACAAGCACUGCAGAGCGACCAAGCGCCACAACACGCGCUCCGUCUACCACUCUCAGUUCAACAGCAACAGAAGGUCAGACAAGCACUUUGUCAGUCACAACGACAGGAGAGCCUACAACAGUGCAGCCAACAACCACAAGAGUAUCUCCAACAACAACACCAAAUGCAGUGCCAACUGCUACAACUACCGAGAAGAUAUCCACAACAAAUGCCCAUACGUCAACAGGCAAUGCCCCAUCUACAAUAUUCAAGCCAUCAACAACAGAAAGCAAGACAAGCACUACAUCUUCAAUGACAUCGGUGCAAGAGACCACAACUGUGCAAACAACAAGCUCUACACAAUCUCCAACACCACCACAAAAUCAAAUAACAACUGCCUCCGACACUUCCACAAGCACUGCAGAGCGACCAAGCGCCACAACACGCGCUCCGUCUACCACUCUCAGUUCAACAGCAACAGAAGGUCAGACAAGCACUUUGGCAGUCACAACGACAGGAGAGGCUACAACAGUGCAGCCAACAACCACAAGAGUAUCUCCAUCAACAACACCAAAUGCAGUGCCAACUGCUACAACUACCGAGAAGAUAUCCACAACAAAUGCCCAUACGUCAACAAGCAAUGCCCCAUCUACAACAUUCAAGCCAUCAACAACAGAAAGCAAGACAAGCACUACAUCUUCAAUGACAUCGGUGCAAGAGACCACAACUGUGCAAACAACAAGCUCAACUCAAUCUCCAACACCACCACAAAAUCAAAUAACAACUGCCUCCGACACUUCCACAAGCACUGCAGAGCGACCAAGCGCCACAACACGCGCUCCGUCUACCACUCUCAGUUCAACAGCAACAGAAGGUCAGACAAGCACUUUGGCAGUCACAACGACAGGAGAAGCUACAACAGUGCAGCCAACAACCACAAGAGUAUCUCCAUCAACAACACCAAAUGCAGUGCCAACUCAACUACCGAGAAGAUAUCCACAACCAGUGUCGUGACAUCGACAAGCAAAGCACCAUCUACGACAUUCAAACCGUCAACGACAGAAAGCAAGACUAGCACUACCUCUUCAGUGACAUCCACACAAGAGACAACAACCGUGCAAACAACAAGCGCAACACAACCUCCAACACCCUCACAAAAUCCAACAAUCACCACGACACGUGCGCCAUCGACAACUUUCAAUCCAACAACGACAGAAGCAACUACCGAGAAGAUAUCCACAACCAGUGUCGUGACAUCGACAAGCAAAGCACCAUCUACGACAUUCAAACCGUCAACGACAGAAAGCAAGACUAGCACUACCUCUUCAGUGACAUCCACACAAGAGACAACAACCGUGCAAACAACAAGCAGCACUGCUGAAGCCACAACAGAGACCAAUCCGCCAUCUACCACUUUCAGUUCGGCUACAACAGAACGCCAGACAAGCACAACAUCUGCCAACACAACCACACAGGAGACCGCUACCCAUUCCUUCUUCUACAGCAACUACCGAGAAGAUAUCCACAACCAGUGUCGUGACAUCGACAAGCAAAGCACCAUCUACGACAUUCAAACCGUCAACGACAGAAAUUCGGCUACAACAGAACGCCAGACAAGCACAACAUCUGCCAACACAACCACACAGGAGACCGCUACCGUAUCACCAAAAGGGGUAUCAGACUUAUCAACAACUACACAACUUCCAACAACUAGCACUCCUUCUUCUACAGCAACUACCGAGAAGAUAUCCACAACCAGUGUCGCUGAAGCCACAACAGAGACCAAUCCGCCAUCUACCACUUUCAGUUCGGCUACAACAGAACGCCAGACAAGCACAACAUCUGCCAACACAACCACACAGGAGACCGCUACCCAUUCCUUCUUCUACAGCAACUACCGAGAAGAUAUCCACAACCAGUGUCGUGACAUCGACAAGCAAAGCACCAUCUACGACAUUCAAACCGUCAACAACAGAAAUGAUGGAAAGUCAGACAAGCACAGAACCUGCAGCUACAACUACACAAGAAACGACAACCAUAGUAACAACAAUAACCAAAGAACUGCCGACAACUCCACAGCAUUCAACAACUGCCAUUCCGUCUUCUGCAACUACUAUGGAGAAACCCACUACAACAAGCAGUGGCCUAUCCACCACUUUCAAUCCAAUGACACUAAGCAUGGUUACCAUUACAUCUUCAGUAACAUCUACACAGGAGACCACAACCGUACAACCAACAAGCAGAACAGAGUCUUCCACGUCUUCUAA